Molecule: messenger RNA, 1326 nt
Organism: Scheffersomyces amazonensis
Lineage: Eukaryota; Fungi; Ascomycota; Pichiomycetes; Serinales; Debaryomycetaceae
Gene: LYS21
Product: homocitrate synthase
Exons: 1
Coding region: 1-1326 (441 amino acids)
Cellular component (GO): mitochondrion
Molecular function (GO): homocitrate synthase activity
Source: RefSeq, a predicted model, not a curated record
AUGUCUAUACCAGAGGGAUUCCAAGAGAUUACGAGCACAAUGCCUCCAUUGGCUCAGGUAAAUCCUUAUGGACCUAAUCCAUCUGAUUAUUUAUCUAAUGUGUCUAAUUUUCAAAUCAUCGAAAGUACAUUAAGAGAAGGUGAACAAUUCGCCAAUGCAUUUUUCAGUACAGAAACAAAGAUUGAGAUUGCUAAGGCUUUAGAUGAUUUUGGAGUAGAUUAUAUUGAAUUAACAUCACCUGUUUCGAGUGAACAGCUGAGAAAAGAUUGUGAAGCCAUUUGUAAAUUAGGUUUAAAAGCUAAGAUUUUGACUCAUAUUCGAUGUCACAUGGAUGAUGCAAGAGUUGCAGUUGAAACUGGAGUUGAUGGAGUUGAUGUUGUUAUUGGAACAAGUCAAUUUUUAAGACAGUAUAGUCAUGGAAAGGAUAUGAAUUAUAUUGCUAAAAGUGCUGUUGAAGUUAUUGAAUAUGUUAAAUCAAAAGGUAUAGAGAUUAGAUUCUCAUCUGAAGAUUCCUUUAGAAGUGACUUAGUUGAUUUAUUAAAUAUUUACAGAAUUGUAGAUAAGAUUGGAGUCAAUAGAGUCGGUAUAGCAGAUACAGUUGGAUGCGCUAAUCCUCGACAAGUAUAUGAACUAGUACGAACAUUAAAAUCAGUGGUUAAAUGUGAUAUUGAAUGUCAUUUCCAUAAUGAUACAGGAUGUGCUAUUGCCAAUGCUUAUACAGCAUUAGAAGGUGGAGCAAAAUUAAUUGAUGUUAGUGUAUUAGGUAUUGGAGAAAGAAAUGGUAUAACUCCAUUAGGAGGUUUAAUGGCAAGAAUGGUUGCUGCAAAUAGAGAAUAUGUUCUUCUGAAGUAUAAAUUACAUAAAUUAAGAGAUUUAGAGAAUUUAGUAGCAGAAAGUGUUCAAGUUAAUAUUCCCUUCAAUAAUCCAAUUACUGGAUUUUGUGCUUUUACACAUAAGGCUGGUAUUCAUGCUAAAGCUAUUCUUGCCAAUCCAUCAACCUAUGAAAUCUUGAUUCCUCUGGAUUUUGGUUUGACAAGAUAUAUUCAUUUUGCUAAUAGAUUAACUGGAUGGAAUGCUAUUAAAUCUCGUGUUGAUCAAUUAAAUUUGAAUUUAAGUGAUGAACAAUGUAAAGAAGUUACCAAUAAGAUUAAGAAGUUAGGAGAUGUAAGACCAUUAAAUAUUGAUGAUGUUGAUUCAAUAAUUAAAGAUUAUCAUGCAGAUGUAUCUACUCCAAUGUUUAAGCCUAAGAGAAAUGGGAUAUUAAAAAUUCCUCAUGAUUUACCACCUUUAGAUGAUGAAUUAGGGAAAAGACCAAGAUAUGGUUAG